Molecule: messenger RNA, 876 nt
Organism: Colletotrichum orchidophilum
Lineage: Eukaryota; Fungi; Ascomycota; Sordariomycetes; Glomerellales; Glomerellaceae
Product: SCP-like extracellular protein
Exons: 3
Coding region: 1-876 (291 amino acids)
Source: RefSeq, a predicted model, not a curated record
AUGUUCUCCAGCGGCAAGACUCUCCUCACCGCUGCCGUUGUCGGCCUGACCGUCAUCGGAUUUGUCCAUGCUGCCCCUCACAUUGACAGUGGUGAUGAGAAUCGCGCUCUCUCCAUGCUCAACACCGCUCGCUCCGAGGCUGGCGUCCCAGCCCUUAUUUGGGACAACAACCUCAAGGAAGGCGCUGACAUCUGGGCUAUUGAGAUCGCCAAGGUCGGCUACAUUCAUCGUUCCCCUGCUCAUCAGCGCGAUGGUGCUGGUGAGCUUCUGGCCCACUUCAAGGCUCUGGAAAUGUCCAGUGUCCUUGUGACCAACCCUCUUAUCUCGGCUGUGAAGCUCUGGCUCAGCUUCAAGGAUAUGGAUAACUUCAAGACCACCGUCGAGAACUACUACGAGACCUUGGGCAUCACUGAGCAGAUUCUCUCCGACAAGGCGACUCACAUUGGUUGCGCCACCCGCCUGGGUUUUGCCGACAGUGGCGCCCGGGACCCCCUCUCUUCCUUCACUGUCUGCCGUGUCUUCAAGGAAGUCAAGCCUACCACCAUCAUUGCUCGCCAGGAUCUCAGCCCUGGCCCCUUCCAGGGUGAUAUCACCUUCUUCAACCCUGCCCUCGGUGCCUGUGGCUGGACCGACAACGAUGACUCCAUGAUUGUUGCUCUGUCUCAUAUCAAGAUGGGUUCCCAGUCCAACGGCAAUCCUCUCUGUGGCAAGACCGUUCGCAUCGAGGCCGAGGGCAAGUCUGUCAACGUCAAGGUCACUGACAAGUGCAUGGGAUGUGCUGUCAACGACAUUGACGUCAGCCCUACCGUCUUCAAGGCCCUUUUUGGUGACCUUGGCCGUGGCCGCGUCACUGGUGUGACUUGGACUCUUGUCUAA